CCCUUCUCCAAAGCCUCCCUUCUCUUUCCCCUGCAUUAUUAUUUUUGAUUUUCCCUCUGUUUUUCUCUUAUCCCAUCGUUACUCUGCUUGAUUUCACAUCAACCACACAUCAUUUUCCUAUACAAUCACUUCAAAAAAAAAUAUAAAAUUAAAUGGUAAUGUUCGAGAUCAAUUGAUGUCUCCCGUUCUGAGCGAGCUUCUCCGAUCCGGUUUCGUGAUCGGCUCCUCCCUCCGCCGCCGCAACCAUCUCGUCCAAUCCUUCUCCGUCGUCUUCCUCUACUGGUUCUACGUUUUCUCAUAAACACUUUCCCCCAAUUUCCAAACCCUAAUUAAUUCAAUUAAUCGAUCAAUCAAUCAAUCAAUCCCCUUCCUCUCUGAAAUUGAAUGGCUACAUCGAGCGGAACGUCGUCGAUCGAGAAUCUGGACGGCGCGAUGGACCAGCGGAAGCGGAAGCGGAUGCAGUCGAACCGCGAGUCGGCGCGGCGGUCGCGGAUGCGGAAGCAGAAGCACCUGGACGACCUGAUGGCGCAGGCGCAGCAGCUGCGGGAGGAGAACGCGCGGAUCCUGAGCAGCAUCGGCGCCACCGCGCAGCGCUGCGCGAGCGUGGAGGCGGAGAACUCGGUGCUCGCCGCGCAGAUGAUGGAGCUCACGCAGAGGCUCGGAUCUCUCGAUGAGAUCCUCAGCUACAUCGGCUCGGCUAGCUCCGGUGUCGGAGGAUGCAUGUUUCAGUCGGAGGAGUUUCAGUUUGGCGACGGCGGGGCGUGGAACUCGGUGGGGCUGAGCCACCACCCAAUCAUGGCGGAGAUGUUUGAUUAUUGAUGGAUUUGUGAUUUGGGGGUUUUUGUUUUAUUUUUUAAUUAGUGGUUGUCUUCUGUUGUAUUUGAAUAUCAUCAUUUAUUAAUGAUUGUUGUCGAUAUUUUCAGUAA
This is a messenger RNA of Salvia hispanica, 926 nucleotides long. The record is from RefSeq and is a predicted model, not a curated record. Lineage: Eukaryota; Viridiplantae; Streptophyta; Magnoliopsida; Lamiales; Lamiaceae.